Molecule: messenger RNA, 4384 nt
Organism: Phoenix dactylifera (date palm)
Lineage: Eukaryota; Viridiplantae; Streptophyta; Magnoliopsida; Arecales; Arecaceae
Biological process (GO): mitotic sister chromatid cohesion; DNA repair
Cellular component (GO): chromatin; nucleus
Source: RefSeq, a predicted model, not a curated record
UCCUCGAGCCACCAGCCAACUGUGGCCGUGCCCAAGCAAGGAGGAGAGGACACGCUCGGCUCCGCCCAUAUUCUCGUCGCCAACCGCCACGCUCUAUUGCAUCCCGGCGUCACCGUCCACGGCCUGAUCCCUAGUCGCUGCUCUGCCGUACCCCGCUUCCACGCAUUCUCGUGCAUCCUCGGUUGCCGAUCUCAUCCAAAUCCGAGGAGAGGAGCAUCGCUGCCCUCCACGCUCCAUCGCCUGGCCGUUACCGCGUUCCACGUGACACGUCACCGCGGAAACAGAUAACAACCUGCAACCCACCCCUCCCCCCCCCACCUCACGAAGGAGCCGGCAACCAGUAACAGGUUAUCGGACUGGUUGUGCCCAUUAACCCAAAUCCAUUCGGAAAAGAAGGAAGCGCACGUGACCCGUAAGUCACGCAUGUGCCAUCCCUUCAUCGUUUCCCCCUUUCCCUUCUUCCUCCAUGUUCUUCCUGACACCCUCGGAGGAAUGAUGUCCGCGCAGAGGGAGCUGGAGGACCGGUUUCAGAAGGUUGGGAACCGGCUCAACUCUCCUCUGUCCGCUAUCGUUGAACUCCUCCAUCUUCUUGAUCAAACUGAGAGCUUUUUAGCAAGAGUAGAACAAUCGCCAUCUGAGUCAAUGUCCAAGGCGCUUCGUCCUGCAAUGAAGGCCCUGGUUGCUAAAGAGCUUUUAGGACAUUCAGACGCGGAUGUGAAAGUUGUCAUGGCAUUGUGGGUCAGUGAAAUCACAAGAAUAACAGCACCAGAUGCGCCAUAUGAUGAUAAUUUACUGAAGGAGGUAUUUCAAAAGAUUGUUGAAGCCUUUGAGAAAUUGGACCUUGACACUGUUGCUAAGGUCCAAUCAUGUGUUGUGAUGUUGGAUUUUGAAUGUGAUGCUCUGAUUCUUGAGAUAUUUCAUUAUUUCAUGUGUACCAUAAGGCCAAAUCAUUUAAAAAAUAUUUUUAAUUCGAUGGAGACCAUUAUGACACUUGUAUUAGAAGAGAGUGACGAUAUUCCUAGAGAGCUUCUCAUGUGCCUUCUAGAUACUGUAAAAAUUAAUAACAAAGAUGUGUCACCUAUUGCUUGCAGACUUGGGGAGAAAGUGAUGAGUAAUUGCAUAAUGAAGCUCAAACCCUAUAUGAAAGGAUUGGUAGAUGACAGCAAACAAUCUAAGAGGACUGUUUCUGAUGAGGAAGACAAUAAGUACCAGGAAAUAGACGAAGUCCCUGAAGGCGAUGAUGAAAAUCUUGACUUGGGCCAGGAGUGUAAUCACUUACAAUCAGAUGUGCAGAGUAAGGAUGAAGAAACUGCAAACAAUUCAUCAAGAAUCAUAAAUGAAACUGAGAAGGCCCCGCAAGAUUUGCCUCUUGAUCCAGUAGUAUCCACCAUUUAUCCUAUUGGGAGUGUUGAAGCAUCUAGUGGCUCCGGAAUGCCAACUCAAAAUCCAAUUGCACCUACUUUAAGCUUGCCGAAGCCAUCAUCCAUAUUCCCACCAGUCUUGCCAUCUCCAUCUACUAUUGCUACUCGGGGUGAAGUACCAGUUAAACUUCCGUUUGGUCUAUUUUCUGGUCCAUCUUUAAUACCAUCUCCUGUUCCGGCCAUUCAAAUAGGUUCUAUUCAGAUGCCAAUCCAUCUACAUAUUCAGCCUCCUGUUCCAGCUUCCUAUUCUUUGAACCAGAACCCUUCAGACUGUCUACUCAAACAAGCACCUCAUGACUCUUCUCAAGGCAACUUAGGAGAUGGAAUACCUUUUAUAGAUAACAAGCCUGGUCUCCCACAGAAGAUUCUUGAUCCUUGUCCAGAAACCUUGAAUUCCAAGCAGCCGAAUGCUUUGUGAGACUCUCCAAAGAAAGAAGUUCUAUCACCUCUGAAUCAAAUAGAUAGAUCUUCCUGGCAAGAAAGCUAAGACAAAGAAGAAAACCAAAACAGUUGUGGAGAAAUAUUGGGACUGGGAGCUCACAAAUGCAACCAAACCUAUAUGGCUUUGCAACCCUAAAGAUGUCACUAAUGAGGAGUACAAUGAGUUCUACAAGAAGGCUUUUGAUGAGUACUUGGAUCCUUUGGCCUCAUCACACUUCACCACUAAGGGUCAAGUGGAAUUCAGAUCUAUUCUUUUUGUGCCUGCUACAAGAAAGAGCACCUACUUUAAAGAUGGAGGCAUCCAGCGCUUCUUGAUUUGUUGGCGAGGACGACCAGAUUCCGACUCCACUUGGAUCAUGCGCGAGGAGCGGCAGCAGAGUGACCCGGACUUCUUGGGGUACUACCAGAGCUGCACCGAGCCGCGCUCGUCGAGGUCGACUUCUUCCCACCCAGGAGGAGCCGGUGCGGACACCAGUGCCAGGUCACCUAUCACUCGGAUCUACGGUCACCGCAGAAGGAUGGUCCAGCCAGUUUGAUUUUAUUUUGGAGUGAUUUUAUGUUAUUUGGGCUUAUUAGGGUAUUUUGUUAUUUGACGGCCUGUAAGGCUUAUUUUGGUAUUUCGUUAUUUUAAGGGUCUUUUGUGAGACUAGUUUCUUUUUACGGGUCUUUUGCAUUUUCUGAGUUUUAUAAAUAUGUUGGACCGUACAUCGUUUAGGGUUAUGCUAUGAAUAAAGUUUUGUGAUUCUCUUCUUUUAGCCUUGGUGUGAAGCCUUGAGCUAGGGCUAAGUGCGAAGCUUAGUUCUCUCCCUCUCUUCUUCCUCUUGUCUCCUUCCUCUUCUCUCUUUCACCCUCUUUUCCCCUGCUGUCCGACAUCAAAGCUACUUCAGCUGCAGCAUCAUUUUGCUACUGAACAUUAUAUAUCUCUAAGAACAGCAAGUUUGCAUUCUUCAUUUUUUUGAAUAGUUCACACUUGAGCAAUAAAUAAGCAGUCCUUGGGCACCUUGAUAAUAUGUAGGAAUGGUUCUCUUGGAUUUGAGUAGUUGAGUAGUACUGCCUAUAUAAUUGAGUUUACUGUAUACAGCAUGUAAAACACUAUUGACGAAGUAGCCUCCAUUCUGAGAUCCCUGGUUUUUAGUCUCAUUUUAAUGAUGACAUGUAAGGCGGUUUCUCAUGUUGUUUUCAAAAACAUAAAAUAAUAAAAUAAAAUAAAGAUAAUGAUAUGUGUCGUGUUUUUUUAUUUAAUAAUAUUGGAACUGUCCAUAUACAUGCUUACAUACAUCAUCCAAAAAAAUCACAAUAUUUAUUAAACAAAAAAAGGAUUUCCAUUUAUCCACUCUUGGAUUCUCUAUUUAUCAUUAUUUUAAAUGUAAAUACUAACUUCCAUUCAUGUAAUCAAUGUGUCUAUAAGAAGAGUUCAUAUGAAAAAAUAAAUUCAAGCAUAUAAAGAAUAUGUCAAGAAACAAUAAGGGCAUGAAAAGAUGCAGUUACGAAGCUGCAAAUAUGCAUCCACAGCCAGAGUAAAUCUCAACCAGGGUUGCUAGACUGAUUGGAUAAAUUGCAUUAGAACCAUUUUAAUUAACUCUUCGGACAUCAUGUGAGAAAUCAAUUGCAUUCACACCCUUCCUAAUUUUCUAUUUCCCCUCUCCUUACUUAUUGAACCUUUUCUUUCUUAGAAGACAUCAUUGUGGGUCAGCCUAACAUUUUCAUUUUAAAUUUGUAAUCAAACAAUAUAACUGAAAAAAGUAAAGGAAUUUGACAUCAUAAGUAUUAUAAUCAGCAUGAUAUAUAUAUAUAUAUAUAGACAAAUCAAGAAAUAAGAAAAUAUAAUUGUAGACAAUUUUCAUAAUAGCCACAGACAUAAAUGAAUGCCCAUCAUGAUAGCUUAUUACACAACAAGCUAGGAGAGUACAGCAUGCCAAGAAUAAAUUACUCUCCAAAUACAAUAUAAGUAGAGAAAUAAUUUUUUUUAAUCGGAAUGACAAGGGAAAAAAAAUUAAACAUUAUCCACUUUUUUGGUUAUGUGAUAUACAUUAUAAUUCUCUGGUUACUUGACACAUGAUGGAAACACUGGCUAAUUCCAGUGUAUAGAUUAGUCCACCAUAUCAGCUCAUGAAAACAUAUGGUGAAAUUCAUAAUGAAGUCUGAGUUAAGUAGUUGUCCUGUUAGAUAAAACAGAACAAACCACAACAAACUUGAGAAUAAGAAAUUAAAAUCUGCAUUAAGAAAAUGUAACAAACAGGAAAGCAACAAAGGUGCAACCGUAGGCUGCAUUUAAAUUGCAAAAAAAAUGGAACUACAGGCAAAUUUGACUGUAAUUUCAGUUACAACUCAAGUACUCUAACUUACAAUUGGAAUUGGAAACCACCUCUUGUAGAACCUGUUCUCCAAUCCCUCACCAUUCUCAAAUCCAUAAAAUUUGCCAGUAUAUAAUGUUAUUAUACUAUUUUCGCAAAAAUAUUUUAAAUAUAUAGAUUUAUUUGUAUAAUAAUGUAUAAUUAUUCAAUAUUAAAUAUAUUUUAUAA